Messenger RNA from Corticium candelabrum, 591 nucleotides. RefSeq lists its product as uncharacterized. The transcript has a single exon. Lineage: Eukaryota; Metazoa; Porifera; Homoscleromorpha; Homosclerophorida; Plakinidae. The coding region runs from base 108 to 452 and encodes 114 amino acids. The record is from RefSeq and is a predicted model, not a curated record.
UUUACGCUUGCUUGCAUGAAUGUGGUGCAAUCACUCGGAAAUGCAGUUUUCCCACAGUAUUAAAGCACUGCGUUUGUUGAGUUGAUACAGUCUGAUAGCAAGUCGUAAUGUCUGCAGUGUCCCAGGUUGACGACGUGACGAGUUUCUUGGACAAGACGCGCAGUGCAAAGCCCAUUGAGCGUAAAAGGGUACUAAAGGAGAUGUGCCCGUGUCAUGUCCGGGCUGACAUUCCUGAGCUGUGGGAACGAAUAUUUGAACUGUUGAAGGACGAAAGCGACAUAGUGAGAGACCAAGCUCUGCACGCGCUGGGCGAUGGGUCUCCGAGGCACUUGGAAGAGCGUGUUGUCAAAGCAGUGGAGGAGAUGUACAACGAUCCUGCUUCGAAUGUGCGUAAGAAGGCGAGGAAAAUGCUGACAGCGUACAGAAAAACAGGAAAAUGGAAUGUACUGUAGAUGUUAAUUUUAGCAAUAGACCACGCCUACUUUUAGGAUAGCCACGCCUACUAGUUUGUUUGGAUUGUUGAUACAAUAAUAGAAUAGGCAACACAAUACGAUAGAGAUGUAUGCUACGGUUGGAUGAAUUAAUUAUAUA